Messenger RNA from Dufourea novaeangliae, 5052 nucleotides. It is a transcript of the gene polybromo, whose product is annotated as protein polybromo-1. Gene Ontology annotation, molecular function: protein binding; chromatin binding. The record is from RefSeq and is a predicted model, not a curated record. The transcript is spliced from 26 exons. Gene Ontology annotation, cellular component: RSC-type complex. Lineage: Eukaryota; Metazoa; Arthropoda; Insecta; Hymenoptera; Halictidae. Gene Ontology annotation, biological process: chromatin remodeling.
GGAAUUUCUUUGUAAAGUUACAUGUUCGGCAAAUAUAUAUAUAUAUAUAUAUAUAUGUAUAUAUAUAUGUAUAUCGUAUUAUUCAAGAUGCACAAGCGUCGUAGGACAUCUUCAGUUGCGAGUCGAGGUACAGAAGAUGAUGGUGAUGAUAUACCACCUGAACCAACAAAGCGGAGGAAAAAAUUAGAUCCUAGUGACCUGUGCCAACAAUUGUAUGAUGUAUUGCGUAAUCAGAAAAAGGAAGAUGGAACAUUAUUAUGUGAUGCAUUUAUACGUGUGCCUAAACGCAGACAAGAGCCAGGUUAUUAUGAAGUUGUAACAAAUCCUAUAGAUCUAUUAAAAGUUCAACAAAAACUAAAAACUGAUGAAUAUAGAGAUAUGGAUGACUUAGCAGCUGAUAUUCAACUUAUGGUUAAUAAUGCCAAAGCUUUUUAUAUGCGUACAUCUCCUGAAUACAAAGAUGCCACAGAACUUUGGGAAUUAUGUGUAAAUACAAAAAAUCGUAUUACGGAAGAAUACGAAGAUCCAGAACCUAAAGGAAAAAUUAUAUUAAAAGUAGCAAGAUUGGCUCGGAAAGCUGUAACAAAACAGGAUGAUGCAGAAGAUACAUCUGAAAGUUCCACAAAUCCUGAUGAAGAAACAAUGCAGCUGUUUGAAGAUUUAUUUGCAGCAGUUAUUACAGCAACAGAUCCAGCUGAUAACAAUAGGCCAUUACAUACAAUGUUUCAACUUAAACCAUCCAAAAAAUUAUAUCCUGAGUAUUAUGAUGUAAUUGAAACACCAGUAGACUUGAAAACAGUUGCAAGGAAAAUUCAAGAGGGAGCUUAUAGCAGUAUUGCAGACAUAGAAAAAGAUUUAAUGCUAAUGUGUCGUAAUGCUUGUCAGUUUAAUGAACCUGGUUCUCAAAUUUACAAAGAUGCUAAACUGUUAAAAAAGAUUAUUACUGCGGCUGCAAGGAAACAGGAUACUGGAUUGAGUAGCAAUCUUCCAAAAAUUACAUCAACUGCUCCAUCGACACGAAGUAAAAGAGGAAGUCGCACUAUGGCACAAUCCUUAAUAGCUCAAACUGCAGCAUUGCCAGAUGAAGAUGAAGAGAGUGAUGAUGAAGAAGAAGAGCCUGCAGAAACCGAGGAAGCUGAUAAUCCGCAAUGGCAACUGUUUCAAACUAUCCGAACAGCACCCAACAAUCAAGGAGUUAGAAUGAGUGAAUACUUUUGGAAACUCCCAUCGAAAAGAUUGUACCCUGAUUACUACAAAAUGAUUAAAAAUCCUAUUUCUCUAUUGCAAAUUCGCACAAAGAUAAAGAAAGGUGAAUAUGGUACAGUUAGUGAAGUAGCUGGUGAUAUGAAUAUUAUGUUUGAAAACGCAAAAAAAUAUAAUAUUCACACAUCUAGAUUGUAUAAGUGUGCUGUAAAAUUGCAAAAAAUAAUGCAAGAGAAAGUGCAAGAACUCUUAGAAUUUGAUCAGGACUCAGACUCAGAUAGUGAAUUUGAAAAUAGCACUCAUCAACCAAAACUCAUUAAACGUGCUUCAAAUCUGUUAACCCGUGGAAAAUAUAAAGACAAUAUACCAUUGAAGAAAAGAUUGUAUGCAUUAGUUAAAUGUGUGAUAGAAUACGUCUGUGAAGACGGCCGACAACCAAUGUUAAUGUUUAUGGAAAAACCUUCAAAAAAAUUAUAUCCUGAUUAUUAUCAAGUAAUAGCAGAACCCAUUGAUAUGUUAGCCAUUGAAGCCAAUAUUAAAGCAGAGAAAUAUCAAAGCGAAAACGAAUUAAUACAAGAUUUUAAGUUAAUGUUUAAUAAUUGCCGUCAGUACAAUGAAGAAGGUUCUUUAAUAUAUGAAGAUGCAAAUACUUUGGAAAAAGUCCUGAUGGAUAAAGUAAGAGAAUUAGGUCCUUUACCAGAGAUACCUAAACCUACGAAGUCAAGUGCAUCUACACCAACUAGAAAUGUCGGGAGACCCAAAAAGGUUGUACCACUACACUUACAAAAAUUAAGAACUAUGUAUGACACUAUAAAAGAUUAUCAUGAUGCUAAAGGAAGGCAGCUAUCUUUAAUUUUUAUGAAAUUACCAAAUAAAAAUGAAUACCCAGAUUACUACGAAGUCAUCAAACAACCAAUGAAUAUGGAAAAAAUAGCUUCUACGUUAAAAAAUAAUGGUUACGAAAAUUUAGAUGAACUCGUGUCGGAUUUUAUAUUAAUGUUUGAUAAUGCUUGCAAGUAUAAUGAACCCGAUUCACAAAUAUACAAGGAUGCAUUAAUUUUACAAAGAUUAGUUUUGCAAACUAAAUUACAAUUAAGUGAAGAUGAAGAAAGUGUACCAGAUGUAUCAGCUGCGGUUCAAGAAAUAUUGGCAACCAUUUUCACUGCUCUUUAUAACCACCAAGAUGAGGAAGGAAGGUGUUAUUCAGAUUCUAUGGCAGAACUUCCUGAACAUGACAUUGUUGAUGGAAAAAAAAUACGAGGAUUAUCAUUGGAUCUAAUUAAAAGAAGAUUAGACCGUGGAGUUUACAAACGAUUGGAUCGGUUUCAAGAAGAUGUGUUUACAUGUUUAGAAAGAGCUAGAAGGCUGUCACGUACAGACUCACAGCCUUUCGAAGACAGUGUUGAGUUGCAAGCAUUUUUCUUGCGCACUCGUGAUGAUGUGACUCGUGGUGGAGAUUUAUUACAUUCACCAGCACUUAACUAUACUUUGCUUGAUCUCUCUGCUCAAGUUGCAGAAUUAAAACGUGUGAAACAACAACAGGAGCUAGCAUUGCCUAAUGAAGAAGAAAGUUGCGAUGGAAAUGAGACAAAAGAUUCAGAAACAAAUGCUAAUACAGAAGGAAGUAAUAGUGAUAAUGGUGGUUCAAUGAGUUUUAAUCAAGAAAUAUAUAGGGCUGGUGAUUUCACAUACAUAGAACCUACUGAGCGAGGCAUGGAGUACAGUGUAGUUCUUAUAGAACGUUUAUGGACAAAUGCGGAAGGACAGCAAAUGUUAUAUGGCAAUUUAUUUUAUAGACCAAGCGAAACUUACCAUGUAGCUUCUAGGAAAUUUCUUGACAAAGAAUUAUUCAAAAGUGACGCUCAUGUAGCUAUACCAUUAGCAAAAGUGGCUGGCAGGUGUUGUGUUCUAAGUGUUAAAGAUUAUUUUAGAAUGCAACCAGAAGGUUUCUUAGAAAAAGAUGUUUACGUAUGUGAAUCGCGAUAUUCUACGAAAGCACGAGCUUUUAAAAAAAUCAAAGUCUGGAAUUUUGAUCCAGAUCAUUUGAAACUAGUUCCAAGAGAAAAACCACUAGAACCAAAGCGAGUAAUAUCAGUGUAUAAAGAAAGACUAGAAAAACAUAAAGAAGAAAUAGCAGAGUUAGAAGAAGGAGAAAAACUGACUGAAAAGGAACGACCUAAUGUGAUACUAUAUAAUCCGGAGGAUACAGAAAAUACUUACUACGAACAAUAUAAUACAUGUGCGGGUUCUGUAAAAACUGGAGAUUUCGUUUAUGUAGCAACAGAUGGGGGUAGACAACAAAUUGCACAAAUUGAUGCUAUAUGGUCGACCAAAGAUGGAAAGUGUUACUUUAAAGGCCCAUGGUUAUUAAUGCCUGCAGAAGUGCCACAUACACCCACAAAAUUGUUUUAUAAACAAGAACUUUUCUUAUCUACUGUUGAUGGUACUCAUCCUAUUGUAGCUAUUGUUGGGAAAUCUGCGGUAAUUGACUAUGGAGAGUACAUUUGUAGUCGACCUACAGAAAUUCCAGAGGACGAUGUAUAUAUUUGCGAAUCAUUAUACGAUGAAAGUAAAAGCCUUAUGAAAAAGCUGGGACAAGAAUGCAAUAAUAUGAUAACAAUAAGUAACCUAUUAUAUUUAAUAUGCAACUAACUGAAUAUCAUUGCUUUGCAUGUGCCGUGUGUGUUGUAGGUUCCGGGCGAUGUGGCUCAGACGCAAAACCAAGUCAAAUCUGUUACUCCUAGUUCGACUCAAUUUGAAAUGGAAGCAUCACCAUUGUUACCGAAGCUGGAACCCGAUGUACUAGGCAUGGGAGUAGGAUUAGGAGUGGGAGUAGGAGUAGGAGUUGGGGAGGACAGCAUGGACGCUGGUGGUCCACCGUCCGUUGGAUCUGCAGAAGCUCAACCGGUGCUCUCCAAUACUCAAACACCUGUGUCGACUAAGAAGAAAACAGCGGGUAAGAAAUUAGUUACGGGCUAUAUUUUGUAUUCGAGUAAAAUGCGAACGCAGAUUACGCAAAACAAUCCCGAAUCAUCCUUUGGGGAGAUUAGCAGAAUUGUUGGCAACGAGUGGAGGAAAUUGCCAGCUGGAGAAAAACAAGCAUGGGAAGAAAGAGCAAUCAAAAUGAAUGAAGAUGGAGGGCAACUUAAAGGAACAUCUGUUUCAGUGGGUACUAAUUCUUUACAAGAUGUAGUAUAUGAAUGUUGCUGGGACAAUUGUGACUGGCAAUUUGAAGAUAUGACUGAUUGUAUUGAUCAUUGUAUUGCUGAACAAAAUGGACAUGUACAAUCAUCUUUUAUUAAUGCUGCUAGUGACGUAGAAUUUCAAUGUCAGUGGCGUGGUUGUGGCCGUACAAAAAAAUCGGUACCUCCAUUCCCAAGUGUACAAAGACUUGCAAGACACGUUAAGGAAGUACAUAUUCUUAAGUCGAAUGGGCGUAUAAUACCCCCUUCAGAAAGAAGCAAAAAUUAUAUGCCAUCAAAAGGCCCAACAAUAUUACCACCAAUGGAAACAGAAACAUCGGCAGCUGCGACACAAACAAGCAAUAUCCCUGCCGCUAAACAACCAGAACCAAUGUUUGUUGCUGUUCCUCCACGACCAAGCCGUGUAUUACAUUCAGAUGCCUACUUACGGUACAUCGAAGCAUUAAACGUAGAAAACCGGUACAUAUCAAAUUGGGAUAAACAGAUGAAUGCUAAUUCUGAUAAUACACAAAUUCCUGAUGUAACGAAAUUGCCUGCUGAAUGGCUAGGUAACGGUGUAGGCAACCAUGGGAAUGUAGUAAAUGCAUUAUGGACACUAAGGAACAUGAUGAUGCGAGAUGUGUUAGCCAUCAAUAAAACUUUAUAG